CACAGUUUAAACUGACCGUUGUUAUUGUUGUGGAGGUCUGGGAUUUAAGUUUUGCAGAUGGAAUUUCUGAUCCUUCGUGUUAUUCAGGCAAAUAAGAUAAGAAAACUAUAAACCAUUUACAUAUAGCACUUCUUACCACACGUCUAGUGUAGUGUUCAUUUAGGAAAACAGGCAAAACGCGGGUGGAAAUCUGCCAAGAUGUCUCUGCCACCGGAGAAAGCUUCUGAACUGAAGCAGAUCAUACACAACCAUCUGAUCAAGAUAAACAUCCAUGAGAAGAUCAGGGAUGUGUUGGCAGAGACAGUGAGAGAGGAUCUGGACCCUGGACAUGGCUCUCUCUCUGAGGAGGACUUCCUCAGGGCUCUGCAACGCAGGGGAAUCGUAGACGAUGUCAUGAAGGAUCUACAUUUCUCUAAGGAAGUGCCUGACACAGAGUUAGGACUCCAGAGCACUCCAAAGCCUGCAACUCACUAUAUUGACAAGGACCUGACAAAGCUCAAGAAAAUCAACAUGGACCCAGCGAGGAGGUACCUGUACCUCCAGGUCCUGGGGGGUAAGGCCUUUCUAGAGCACCUCCAGGAGCCAGAGCCCCUACCUGGGCAGGUCUGCUCCACCUUCACCCUCUACCUGCACUUCAGGAACCAGCGCUUCCGCUCCAAGCCUGUCCCCUGUGCCUGUGAGCCAGACCUACAGGAGGGCUUCUUGCUGGAGAUACACAGAGAGGGACUGGGUGAUGGCAGUAAGAUGGCGGAUGCCACCACGAUGUUGUCUAUCUGUGACCCAGUCCACCUGGUGUUGAUAAAGAGAGACACGUCCAGUGAGACCACCCUGGUCUCCUCUUACUUCCUGGACUGGAGGACCGUCCUCUCCUCUCCCUCUGGGAAGACCAGCAUUGCUGUAGAGCUGCUUGGAGUCGGUAGUGAAUUUAAGGUAUCAGCUGGUGUUCUCAAUGUGAGUCUGGAACUCUAUCCUCCUCUGACAGAGGCCCUGUCACCUGACAUCAUCACCACACAGCAAUCCCUGGAGCGCCAGAAGACAGCGGAGAAGGAGAGGUUGUUUCUCUUCUAUGCUAAACAGUGGUGGAGAGAGUUUCUAGAGAUCAGACAGUCAAACCAAGCCAAACUGGUCAAGAUCUUUGCACAGGAUGAGAACGGCGUCAACAGGCCGGUGUGUUCCUACGUGCGUGUCCUGCGUGCUGGUCGUCUCCUGGAGAGUCCCCGUCAGGCAGCUCGCUUCGUUAGCCUUCUGGGCCUGGAGAAAGCCCCUGUGGUGGGGGGAGGAGGAGGGGGCAAACAGGAGCAGUGGUGCUCUCUCCUCGCCUUCCUCUGUAGAGGCAAGGGCGACUGUGAGGACCAUGCCACCCUGCUGUGCAGUCUGCUGCUGGGGUUUGGCCUGGAUGCCUACGUGUGUGUUGGCACUAAGACCAAGGGCUUGGCACACACCUGGGUGAUGACCAGGGGCACUGACAGUACCAUCACCUUCUGGGAGAGCCUGACCGCACACAGGUACCUCCACCAGGCCAUUGACCCAGAUGCCCCUCCCCUGGCCCCCCAGCCCCGCCCCUCCUAUCCCUACAGGACCAUCGGCUGUGUGUUCAACCACAAGGCCUUCCUGGCCAACUGCCAGCCGUCGGACGCCGUGGAACUCUGCGUGUUUGACUUCCACAACCAGUCCCAGUGGAAGGCUAUGAGUGAGGAGGCUGUUGGCUCAGUGUGCUCCCCAGGCAGCACCACCUCUCUGCCCCCUCUACCUCCUCUCUGUGGUCCCUCCCUGGAGCCCAGUGCUGCCUCCAACCAGCUGGAACUGGAGCUGAGGUACCUGGUGGUGGAACACAGGAAGGACCUGGGCCUGGCCACGGUGUGGGAGGACCACCUGUCUUACGUGCUGUCCUCUGCCCUGGCGGCGUACGAGUUGGAGCGCUGCACGGGGACUUCCUGCGGUAACGAGGAGUUCCAGGACGCUGUGCGGAGGGCGGUGCCGGACGGACACACCUUCAAAGGUUUCCCCAUCCACUUCCUGCACCACAACGCACGCAGAGCCUUCGCUACCUGCCUCAGGUCUCCGUUCUGUGAUGAGAUAGUGUGUUGCCGUGGGGACCACGUGAGGCUGGCGGUGCGUGUCCGGGUGUUUGCGUACCCUGAGUCUGCCUGUGCUGUCUGGGUGAUGUUCGCCUGCAAGUAUCGUUCUGUACUCUGACCUCUAACCUCUGACACCCCCCCCCACCGCUGUCUAAGGCCAUAGUAGCAACACCUUUACACCUUCCUCUUUUGUACAAUAUUGGAGGGCUGGGAAUGACCAGGGACCUCACCAUACAGUAUUAUCACCAUACUUAGGUGCCGAUACGAUAUGUAUUGUGAUUCUCACCAUUAUAUAAGAAUUGCAAUUCGAUAAUGUGAUUUUAUUGCGAUUUACAUUGUCCAAACAUAUAAUAACAUAUACUAUCCCGAUAUGUAACUAUCGAUUUUUUUCCCCCCAACACUACAAUAUUGAAAGGUUUUAUAUUUGUAGUCUUAAAGACUUUGUUUACUAUAUGAGAUUGUAUUUAUAGCUACAUAUAUUUUUUGUAAAUAAAUUAAUGACUUUUUAAAUUGAGUGAGUUUGAAUUGGAAUUUGAAUGAAAUUGAUUCAUUAGAUUAUUUUCCUGUUAUCUAGUAAAUCGGGUGUAAUUAGUCUAGUGUAAGCCCUGGAAGGUUUGUAAUAAACAGUGGAUGUGUAACACAUUGUUACACCACUAGAUGGCGAGUGAAGACCAGCAGAGACAGUGAAGUUUGAAAUGACUGAACUAAAGGCUCCAUUCCUCCAGGAGCUGUUCAGUGUAAUCACUGUCUAGAGAAUAUCAACACUCAUCCUCUUCACAUUCACAUCUACCGCACUAACAAACAUGUGGCUGAUUCAAAAACACCUAUUUAAACACUAUUAGAACUAAGUCAAUGGUAUAGCAAAGGACUUUAUGAUUCAAACCACAAAUAAUAACUGAGGGAUCUUAUGACUUCCAGUAGCUGUUACUGUCCUUCCUAAUAGUUUCCGAAGACAGUUGGCAUCUCCAGAGCCUGUCUCUUUCAUAAAAGGAAUAUUUCAAUAAGAGGAAAGUAAUGCACUCUGAACGGUUCUGUAAUUACUAUUUCAUUAUCUUAUCAGCCCUCAAUUAAACUGUAAUGAGUGAGUCUCAUUGGCUCUACUGGCUGUUAUCAGCCCUCAAUUAAACUGUGAUGAGUGAGUCUCAUUGGCUCUUCUGGCUGUUAUCAGUCCUCAAUUAAACUGUAAUGAGUGAGUCUCAUUGGCUCUACUGGCUGUUAUCAGUCCUCAAUUAAACUGUGAUGAGUGAGUCUCAUUGGCUCUACUGGCUGUUAUCAGCCCUCAAUUAAACUGUGAUGAGUGAGUCUCAUUGGCUCUUCUGGCUGUUAUCAGUCCUCAAUUAAACUGUAAUGAGUGAGUCUCAUUGGCUCUACUGGCUGUUAUCAGUCCUCAAUUAAACUGUAAUGAGUGAGUCUCGUUGGCUCUACUGGCUUUUAUCAGGCCUCAAUUAAACUGUGAUGAGUGAGUCUCAUUGGCUCUACUGGCUGUUAUCAGUCCUCAAUUAAACUGUGAUGAGUGAGUCUCAUUGGCUCAUUGGUGUUGGUACAGAUCUUAAUGUAUUAUAACAGUUAGAUGUUAACUGGUUCCUCUCAGUUAUCUGUGGUCAGAAGAUGAACUAAGAGAGUUCCCUGGCUCAAUGCCAGGCGUUUAACUUAGCUGUCAAAACUUUUAGGACCAAUGAAUGAAGGCUAAUAAACGCUAGUGGAAAUAAAUAGGCUGAUAUUUUCACGUAAAUGUAGAAUGUGGAUUAAUAAUCACUGAAAUAAAUGUUAUAUGCUAUUAUUACCAAAAUCAUAAUGAAUCAUUUUUUUUCUCAAAAAACUUGUGUUUGAAUUAGAUUUUAUAGUUCAUGAAAUAAUGAUCACAAUAACACAUUAAACCAUACCGACAUGAUUAUUUUAUAAAAACCCUUCUGGUUAAAGGGCUCUCCAUCAUACCUCUAUAUAUAUCUAUGUAGAGCCUAACAUAAGCUUUAUAGACCUUCAAAGACACUUCAUUUAGGCUUUAUAGACAGUUCAUAGAUGCUCAAUAUCCCCACCAUCUCUAAUUAAUCUCACAACUAUUAAAACAAAGUGCAACACAUACACCAUGUUAUCUUCUCUAGGUUCAUAUGGAAAUCAGGUAGAUGAUCUAUAAGUUCAGCUUUAAAGAGACCAGGGAUUGCUCCGUUGUCACGACUUCGGCCGAGGCUGCCUCCUCCCCUCCUUGUUCGGGCAGGCUUCGGCCGAGGCU
Coregonus clupeaformis (lake whitefish) is the source of this 4308-nucleotide messenger RNA. RefSeq names its product centrosomal protein of 76 kDa. The transcript is spliced from 12 exons. The record is from RefSeq and is a predicted model, not a curated record. Lineage: Eukaryota; Metazoa; Chordata; Actinopteri; Salmoniformes; Salmonidae. Bases 199 to 2196 code for a protein of 665 amino acids.